GAAGUCACCCAAUUGUGACAUGGGCUUGGCUAAGGAGGGAGUGUUCCUGGAGCCCAGAGCCCAUGCCAGGCUCUGACAUCACAACUGGCGGCAGAAUCCUGCUGCGGAAUUCCGUUUCCUAGGAGACCAUUUGAGUUUUUGAAAAGGCUCCUUAGUCAGUUGAAAGUCAGUUGGAAACAGUUGAAAGCCCUUCGGAUUAACUGACUUUGUGGACAAAGUCAGCUAAUCUUCUACCCCCAUGGCACAAUGUGGUGCUGGUUGCACAGAAGGCAAAGUUCAUGGGCAAUAGGCGAGGCAUCCUGAAGAUUCAUGCCCCCAAAAACAUGACCAGUUUUUAAAGAUGCUCUUUGGUCAUUUGACCUUUCUAAAACUCACGCUGGUUAUUACGUGAGCCAGCAAUUUCCCCAGGGAGUUUUUCUGGGAAAUUAUCCGAGUUUCCCUUUUUGGUUUACCGUAAGGUUACCAGAUUUUUUUCAAUGAAUCCGAGGACACUUUUCAACCUCAAAGGAUUUUGUAUGGGGACUGGUUUGUAAAUCCGGGGACUGUCACUGGGAACCAGGGAUGCCUGCUAACAUUAUUUUACCAUCAAAAUUGGAGCAGAAUGACUCUCUGCCUCAGAUGCCAGAUGGGUAUCAGGUGGCCAGGGCAUCUGCCUAUGAAUCUUGAAGCAACCAACAGACUAAAACCCCUGGAAAGCCGCCACUGUGGAGCAAGGCUCUCUGUUGGGGAAAAUGAAGGAUCUCCAGGAGAAAGAGCCGCUCAUUGAGGAGAUCUGGGACCUCCUGCUUUCCCAGUUUGACGUGGGUGCAAGCAAAGAGGACCAGCAGUCCGGCAUCAAAUUCAGCUUGCAGCAGGCCAGGGCCCUGCAGUUCCUGCGGACCAAGCAGCGGAAGGAUGCUCACUUGCAACACUUCAUCCAGAAAAUUGAGAGCUGCCCUGAAUGCCACCACCGCCAGCUAAAGGAUUUCCUUCAGUCUGAGAUGCAGACCUGACCAGCUACUCUCUGCUGCUGAAUAACACGAUCCAGCACACUGAUGGUCUCUCUGAUGGUGAUGUCCAGCCCUUUGUGUGUUUGUGAGAUGGAGGAGAAGCAGUGGAGCGUUACACGGCCUGUGAAUUGCUGCAAAGAGGAACAUCUAGCAAAAACCAGCCGUGUUGAAAUGUCUUCUACAGCAUCUUCUCAUACAAGCACCAAAAAAACCGCCACCCUGUUCCGAUAGCCACAGAUGGCAAGUGCCUAUUUUCCUCCUCAAAACUCUGUGUUGCAGAAGGGAGUUUGGAUCCCCCUGAGGCUAGCCCCAGAGGCCUGUUUAAGCAAGGAAAGCAACUAUUUUGCUAAACACAAAUUCAGAACGGAAAGAAAGUGUACUGAAGUUAUUGUGUUAUUCAGUAGUUGAUCUUAUCCUCCUUGAAGAUGACUCCAUUUGUACGGCAGAAGUUCCUUCUUUGGGGCCAAUAUUUAUUGGGGUCCCC
Messenger RNA from Podarcis muralis (Common wall lizard), 1473 nucleotides. The record is from RefSeq and is a predicted model, not a curated record. Lineage: Eukaryota; Metazoa; Chordata; Lepidosauria; Squamata; Lacertidae.